AUGGGGGACCAUGAAGAGCCAAUUUCAGGUCAAUAUCCGUGUGAAUUAGGUACUGAUUGUGAAUCGGAUAGUGAUAAAAGUUCAGAUUAUGGUUCAGAUGCUAGUGAAUAUGAUUUUGAAGAAUUAGAGUCACUUAGGAUGCAAAAGGGUAAAGAAGUUAAUGAUAAGCUUAGUCACUACAAAGAGCUUGAUAAGUCUAUGACAUUUAAGGACUUGGAAGAGGCAAAAAAAGUCAUGAACUUCUAUGCUAUUGCAAAUUACAAACCUUUGAAGCUUAGAAAAAGUGAUAAAAUAAGAGUAAGGUACAGAUGUGUAGUAGGCUGCCCUUUUGUAUGCCUCAUCUCUGAAGAUAAGAAGGGUCCUGGCUUUAAGGUAAAAACAUUGAAGACAGAGCACAACUGUGAAGAUGCAUUUGAGAAUCCUAGAGCCAAAACAAAAACUAUAGCUGAAUAUUUCAGGAGUAAGGUGCAGAAUAACCCCAAGUACAAAAUAAAGGAUAUGAAACUAGAUUUGAAAAAUCAAUUUUCAUUGAAUGUACAUAAAUCCAUAUUGAAAAGGGCCAAGAGGAUGGCACUUCAGCAAUUGCAAGGAAGCUUUUUAGAUGACUAUAACAGAUUAAAAGCAUAUGCAAAUAAGAUUAGGGAGAGCAAACAUGUAGUUAUCAAUUUAGCAAAAGAUGCCAUGGCUGAAGUUGGGGUUCAAACAAGGGUUGAGACCAUUCAUUGGACUAGACGGGACUUUCCUAAAGGGUCAUUGCAAGGGGCAAUUAUUGGUGGCUGUUGCACAAGAUUGUCAGAAUCAUUUCUAUCCUUGGCUUGGGCUGUAGUUGAUAAGGAAAACACCUUGACAUGGACAUGGUUUCUGGAGCUGCUGAAGCACUCAUUGAAUCUGAAAGAUGGAACCAGUAUUACCUUUAUGUCUGAUAUGCAAAAGGGUCUGUUAGAAGCAAUAAGAACUGUCCUCCCUCUCUCAAAUCAUAGGUUUUGUGUGAGGCAUAUUGAAGCCAAUUGGA
Molecule: messenger RNA, 1012 nt
Organism: Nicotiana tabacum (common tobacco)
Lineage: Eukaryota; Viridiplantae; Streptophyta; Magnoliopsida; Solanales; Solanaceae
Source: RefSeq, a predicted model, not a curated record